GGAGGACAGCCCCUGGCCUUAGGCCCGCUAUAUAAGCGGCGCGGGGUCCUGCAUCGCUCGCUCGCGCUUCGGGGGGGAGGCUGAGGCGGCGGCAGGAGCAGCAAUGGCGGAUUUCGACGCUUAUGACGAUCGGGCCUACAGCAGCUUCGGGGGCGGCCGCGGGUCUCGUGGUGCCUCUGGCCUGGGCUCACAUAAGCAGAAAGAGCUUCCAACAGAGCCCCCCUUCACAGCGUACAUUGGCAACCUCCCCUUCAACACGGUCCAAGGAGACAUUGAUGCCAUCUUCAAGGAUCUCAGCAUAAGGAGUGUGCGAUUAGUCAGAGACAAAGAGACAGAUAAAUUUAAAGGAUUUUGUUAUGUAGAAUUUGAUGAGGUUGACUCACUUAAAGAAGCUCUGACAUAUGAUGGAGCACUUUUCAACGACAGGUCGCUCCGGGUUGACAUUGCUGAAGGCAGGAAACAAGACAAAGGUGGCUUCGGUUUCAGAAAAGGUGGCGGCCCCGAUGAUAGAGGCAUGGGCGGAGGUCCGCGGGAAUCACGAGGAGGUGGAUGGGAUUCCAGAGAUGACUUCAAUUCUGGUUUCCGAGAUGAUGACUUCCUGGGGGGCCGAGGAGGCAGAACGCGCCCCGGAGAUCGGCGAGGAGGUGGUCCCCCCAUGGGAGGCACGGGGCGUUUCAGGGAUGUCCCUCCAAUGCGUGGUGGUUCCAUGGAUUUCAGAGAGCCAACAGAAGAGGAAAGAGCCCAGCGGCCCCGGCUCCAGCUGAAGCCCCGGACGGUGGCCACUCCUCUCAAUCAAGUAGCCAACCCCAAUUCUGCCAUCUUUGGCGGCGCCAAGCCAAGGGAGGAAGUAGUAAAGGGAGAACAAGAAUGAGCUUUGAAGUGGGGGGGUGAAAAUGGGGGGCGGGGGGAGCGGGGUCGAGGGAGGGGGCUGGGUUGGGGUGGGUGGGAGAAAAACCGCAAAGACAGCCCAGAGUGUCUAACUGUGCUCGGAACAGUAACCCUGCAGCAACCCUUCCUGUCAUCCGACACACGUCCUCCUCGAAACGGAAAAGGAAGCGAUCCAAUCAAACCAAACCAGAGCUUGUGAAUGCAUGUCAGCUGUUAACAAGUGGUUUUUAGUAUGUUCUUGGCUUUGCUGUAUCUAGUGCCUGCAUUGUCUUAAGUUUCUCCCACCCCCCAAAAAAAUAGCCCCAGCACGUGGCUCUUGGCCAAUAAAGUGCUGCUCUCUUCCACAGAUGGCAACCUUCUCUAAUCUGCUGCACCUGCUUCCCCUUUUCUUCCUCUCUGGCUUUUUCUCCUCCUGAGACACAUGGGUUAGACUUCGGCCCUGCUCUGCAGCGUUCCCCUUCUGCCUUCCACGGUGCUCCUCUACCCCCACUGCAUGCUUCCUACGACUGUCACCGCCCCGUGGCCCUCAACUCGGAAGAGUCCCGGCCACGUGGGAAGACACCUCGAGUCCUAGCGUAUGGCCUCUGUAGAAUUAGCUGAUGCAACACAAAUGUUAAAUAGGAUUGUCACCCUUUUGCCGCCAGGCGCUGUGAACUCAGAUAUAUAGAUGUAUAUAUAUAAAAAAAUAAGUUUUUUUCCCCCCAGGCAGUUUAAAAAAGAUUUCUCAGCAGCCAUGAGAUCAAGGAGAGGCCAGCCAAAUUGAGUGCCGUCAGCACUUUGCAGACCUCUGUCUGGUGCUGAGCUGGUCGUCACCAAUCAAACCUAGAAUGGGAGACGGGGCCCCACUGCUUUCUUGCCCUGGCCUGUCUAAUUCUCACUGGUUGGUGCUAUCAAAGCUUGUGCCUACUGUAGCACCCAAGGACAGUUUCUUCCAGCGCUUCUCGCCAUUUUUUUUACAUGUUUGCUACCGGCUUUUUAACUAGUUUCCUAAACUAAUAAAGUUUACUUUUCUCCUUCCUUUCUUCCCUCCUCUCCCCUUGGCUCUGUUUUAAAAGAAAUGGCUUCUAACAUUGCCACUCCAGCGUUUGGCUCUGUCUCUUUUCCUGCCGUGGCAAAGCUUAACUUUGCUUUCAUGGUUAACCUCUCCAGUGGAGAUAGUGCAGCCCUUCUGCCUUUGGAUUGUAGGACACAUACCCCUGGUGGCUGUCCUUAACUAUGCAGGGGGCUGGUUUAGCCGCCUUCCAAAGUAGACGGAUGUAAACCCUCAUAUCUCCAUGAUUCUGCUUGAAAAUAUUUGAUGGUGCAAGUAAGUCGGAGGGAAUGGCAAGUUCUCAAGGACAACAGUCAUUUGGAUAUUCCCUUGGAUAAAACAGUAUAAACCUCUCUCUUCCUGCCCCCUAGUCUUUGAGUCUACUGAAAAUAAGAACCAUUUGUCUAACACUAAUUUUCUUUAAAGACAUGCAUUUGUGUGUGUGUGGUUGUGUCCCAGUUGAAAUCCAUCCAAUAGCUACUCUUCCAUUUGAAAUGUGGAAGAACCAAGAUUUUAAGAGCAAAAAAAAGAAGACACAUGCAAAACUCAACUUGAUAGUCGAUCCAUUUGACUUUUAGAUGUGCAAAGAGAAAUUUCCAAACACUUAACACAUUCUGCUUCAUGACAAAGUAAAUUUAUGGAUAUGGUAUUUUGUGAAUGAACUUUUAAAUAAAGAAAACAUUAAGUAAUAUUUAA
This is a messenger RNA of Rhineura floridana, 2614 nucleotides long. It is a transcript of the gene EIF4H, whose product is annotated as eukaryotic translation initiation factor 4H. NCBI's taxonomy places the organism in Eukaryota, Metazoa, Chordata, Lepidosauria, Squamata, Rhineuridae. Gene Ontology annotation, molecular function: RNA binding. The coding region runs from base 104 to 871 and encodes 255 amino acids. The record is from RefSeq and is a predicted model, not a curated record. The transcript is spliced from 7 exons.